Messenger RNA from Dictyostelium purpureum, 582 nucleotides. RefSeq lists its product as uncharacterized. Gene Ontology annotation, biological process: glycine decarboxylation via glycine cleavage system; protein lipoylation. Gene Ontology annotation, cellular component: mitochondrion; cytoplasm; glycine cleavage complex. Bases 64 to 510 code for a protein of 148 amino acids. The transcript has a single exon. The record is from RefSeq and is a predicted model, not a curated record. Lineage: Eukaryota; Evosea; Eumycetozoa; Dictyosteliales; Dictyosteliaceae.
UAAUAUUAUUUUUUUUUUCAUUUACUUAUUACUCUUUACUUUUUUUAUUUCAAUAAAUAUAAAAUGUAUAAAUAUAAUUUUAAAACAAUAAAUUUAGCUAUAAGAUCAUUCAGUACUGGUGGAAAGAAUAGAGUUUAUACAUCAGAUCACCAAUGGGUAGAAUGGAGCGACAAAGAUAACAAAGCAACUGUUGGUAUUACAGACCAUGGAAGAAAACAACUUAAAGGAAAAAUCAACACCGUCUAUACUCCAAGAGUAGGCCAAAACUAUAAGAACGAUGACCUUUUAUAUGUAGUUUCAAGUGACCAAUUUAUGGUUAAGUUCAUGAACCCAAUCUCUGGUACUGUCACCAAAAUUAAUGAAAAAGUAAUAGAACAACCAGAAUUAGUUAACAAUGAUUGCGAAAAUACUGGUUGGCUUGCCAUUAUUGAAACAAAAAGCAACGAUAAAGAUAAUAAGAAACUUUUAUCAAAAAAAGAAUAUGAUGAAAUGACCAAAAGAACUAAAUAAAUUUCAAAAAGAGAUCCAAUUAAAAAAGCAUAUUAAAUAAACUUUUUAAAUUUUUUUAAAUUUAUUGAAUUG